AUGCACUUUGGCUCCAAGCCUCUGGUCAGGGAUGUCCAGGAGAGUGCCAAAGAGGCAUGGAUGCUGCCACUCGCAGACGGGGUGCUGGAGCUGCUCAGCCUGGAGCAGACCCUGCUCCGCACUUAUGCCAUCUCCGCCCUGCUCCGGGCUGUGCUGGCACUGCUCCUCCGCCUGCUCCUGCAGCUCCUGGGCCUCUUCCAUCGCUACUACAUGAACUGCCAGCAUUUGAGCUGCUUCCCCCAGCCCCCGCGCCGCAACUGGCUGCUGGGACACAUGGGCAUGGACCCCCUGUUCUACGGGUUCCUGAAGCCCUGGCUGGGGGAGGGUCUGCUGCUGAGCAAUGGGCAGAGGUGGGGACGGCACCGGCGCAUGCUGAUGCCAGCCUUUCACUUCGACAUCCAGAAGCCUUAUGUGAAGAUCUUUAACCAGAGCACCGACAUCAUGCACGACAAGUGGCAGCAGCUGGUGUUGUUGGGCUCCCCUUUCCUGGAAAUGUUUGAGCAAAUCAGCCUCAUGACCCUGGACAGCCUGCAGAAAUGUGUCUUCAGCCACAGCAGCAACUGCCAGGAAAAGCCCAGCGAGUACAUUGCAGCCAUCCUGGAGCUCAGUAACCUGGUGGCGAUACGCCAAGACUGCCCACUGUUCUACCUCGACUGCCUCUACCACUUCACAGCCGACGGGCAGCGCCUCCGGCGUGCUUGCGACACUGUGCAUCGUUUCAUGGCUGACAUGGUGCAGCAGUGCCACCUGGCUCUGGAUCGCAUGGGCAGGGAGGCCUGGCUCCAGGCCAAGCAGGGCAAGACUGAUGUGGACAGCCAGGAGCUGUCAGAUGGGGACAUCAUGGCAGAGGCCAACACCUUCGUGUCUGAGGGUGAGGAAGCCAUGAUACCACAGCCAGCAGCCAGCAGCCAGCACUCCUGGGUGCUGUACAACUUGGCACACCACCCUAAGUACCAGCAGCAAUGUUGGGAGGAGAUCCAAGAGCUGAUGAAGGGCAGGGUGUCAGAGGAGCUUGAAUGGGAGGACCUGUGCCAGAUGCUGUUCACCACCAUGUGCAUCAAGGAGAGGCUGCGCCUGCAUCCGCCUGUGACUGUCACUUCCCGGCGCUGCACUGAGGAUAUCAAACUGCCCGACGGACACAUCAUCCCCAAAGGUGGCUUCCUCUCUGGCAGGGAACACCUGUCUGAUGAACAUUUUCGGGACCCAUCACAAUCCAACCGUCUGGCCUGA
Alligator sinensis (Chinese alligator) is the source of this 1230-nucleotide messenger RNA. RefSeq names its product cytochrome P450 4F22-like. Lineage: Eukaryota; Metazoa; Chordata; Crocodylia; Alligatoridae. The coding region runs from base 1 to 1230 and encodes 409 amino acids. The transcript has 10 exons. The record is from RefSeq and is a predicted model, not a curated record. Gene Ontology annotation, molecular function: iron ion binding; heme binding; oxidoreductase activity, acting on paired donors, with incorporation or reduction of molecular oxygen.